Dictyostelium purpureum is the source of this 1527-nucleotide messenger RNA. RefSeq lists its product as uncharacterized. Gene Ontology annotation, cellular component: spliceosomal complex. The record is from RefSeq and is a predicted model, not a curated record. Lineage: Eukaryota; Evosea; Eumycetozoa; Dictyosteliales; Dictyosteliaceae. The transcript is spliced from 4 exons. Bases 1 to 1527 code for a protein of 508 amino acids.
AUGAGUAAAAGAAAAAAUGCAUUCAGUUCAACAGAACCAUCAAAAAUUUCAAAAGCUGAAAUUACUCAUAUUAAAGAGUUGGUUAAUCAAGUAGAAAAUGAAGAGUUUGAAGAAUUAAACCCAACUACAUUAAAGAAAUUAGUAUUUUCAUUUGAAAAAAAACUAAUAAGAAAUGAACAACUUCGUUUAAAAUUUAAAAAUGAACCCGAAAAAUUUAUGGAAAGUGAAAUAGAAUUGGAUGAAGAAAUUAAAAAAUUUCAAAUUUUAGCAACUUCACCAGAUUUAUAUAAACUAUUUGUAUCAUUAAAAUCAAUCGAAUCAUUGGGGUCAUUAAUUUUACACGAAAAUACCGAUAUCAGUAUAGAUGUUAUAGAUUUAUUUAAUGAACUUAUUGAACAAGAAGAUAAUGAACAAGAUGAAGGUUUAACUUUACUACAUUCAUAUGUUGAUAAUGGUGUAGUUGUAACAUUGGUGGAUAAUUUAUCAAGAUUAGAUGUCACUGCAGAUGAUGAACAACAAGCUAUUCAUAAUACAUUUUCAAUAUUCGAAACAAUGUUAGAUUUAGAUCCAUUGCUUAUUGCACCCCUUUUAGGAAAUAAAUCAAAUUUUUUCAAAUUUAUUUUACAGUACUCUACCAAUCCAAAAACACCAACACCAAUUAAACUAUAUAGUAGUGAAUUACUAUCAACCAUUCUAUUAAACGAUGAAGUAUCAAGAUCAACAUUCACAAAGAAAUAUGAUGGUAUUGAACAAUUAUUAGUUAUCAUUUCUCAGUUUUUAAAAAGAGAUGUCGAAUCACUUCAAGAAAAAGAAUUUAUUGAAAACUUAUUCUCCUCCAUUUGUUCAUUAUUAUUAAAUAGUGAAUCAAAUAAAGAAUUAUUUUUAAAAUCAGAAGGAAUUCAAUUAAUGUUAUUAUUUAUAAAGAAAAAAACACAAUUUAGAGGAGCAGCACUAAAAAUACUAGAUUAUUCAUUAACAGAAUCAAAGAAAUCAAAUGAAAUAUUUGUAAAAGAAUUAGGUUUAAAAACAUUAUUUUCAAGCUUUAUGAAAAAAGUUAAAUCAAAACAUAAUAAAAAAGUUUAUAAUGAAAAAGAAGACGAAGAACAUAUAGUAACAAUGUUAUAUUCUUUAUUAAGAAAUUUAGAAAAAACAAGUGAAUACUAUGAACGUUUAUUAAUUAAAUUUACAGAAAAUAAUCUCGAAAAGGUUGAUAGAUUAUUAGAACUACACGACAAAUACUACAGAAGAGUAGAACUAUCAGAUAAACAAUUAAAACAAGAAGAAAAUGGCGAGGAUGAUGAAGAUGAUGAUGAUGAAAUUUUAUUAAAAAGACUAGACGCUGGUUUAUUCACUCUCCAAUAUGUCGAUUUGAUAUUACUAUUCCUUUCAAGCGAAGAUAAGAAUAUUAAAUUAAAAAUUCAAGAACCUCAAAUAAAAGAAAUAAAAUCAAUUAUAAAAGAAUAUAUUGAAACUAUAAAUAAAGAAUCGGAAACAAAGUUAAUUAAAUCUUUAAUUGAAUCAUUUUAA